AAGAAGAAAAAAAGAGAGAAAAACAGCUGUCAUCGCUCGUCAUUUGUUUCGUCCCAUCCGGGACUUGGAUUGUUGGCGCAGGCGCAGCAGCGACUGUGUUUCUUCAACCUUAAUUUUGCCAACAACUAAACAGCUUUAUUUUAUUUAAAAAUCUGCGAAUAGGUGAAGCUGCGAAUCCAGAACUGCGAAUAGGGAGAGUUGACUGUAUUUCAGAAGUAAUUUCUGGCAUUACUGUACAAAAAAGAAGGCGAGAUUUUGGAUUGGGAGCAUUUGACUUAUUGUGCGCAUUCUUUCCAUAGGUGAUCCACUAUCUGAUUAAGGAUCAUGUCGGUGCUAAACGGAGAGGAUAUGGUGGAGUGUCCGCUAUGUAUGGAGCCUUUGGAGAUGGAUGACCUCAACUUUUUCCCAUGUACUUGUGGGUAUCAAAUCUGUCGCUUUUGUUGGCAUCGGAUAAGAACGGAUGAAAAUGGGUUAUGUCCAGCUUGUCGGAAGGCUUAUCCUGAAAAUCCGGCGGACUUCAAGCCUUUGUCACUUGAAGAGCUGCAGCGAAUAAAACAAGAAAAGCGUCAGAAAGAUGCACAGAAGAAACAAAAGGUGUUUGAAAACCGCAAACAUCUUGCUAAUGUUCGAGUAGUUCAGAAAAAUCUAGUGUUUGUCGUCGGUCUAUCUUCUCGGUUAGCAGACGUAGAGACAUUAAAGAAGCCAGAUUAUUUUGGGAAGUUUGGAAAAAUUCAUAAAGUGGUUAUAAACCACAGUACUAGUUAUGCGGGGUCUCAGGGUCCAAGUGCGUCUGCGUACGUGACUUAUCAACGUGCAGAGGAUGCGCUCAGAGCUAUCCAAGCAGUCAACAACAUCCAUGUAGAUGGUCGAACUUUGAAGGCGUCACUAGGGACAACAAAAUACUGUUCUCACUUCAUGAAGAACCAGCAGUGCCCUAAAGGAGACUGCAUGUAUCUUCAUGAAUUAGGAGAUGAAUCGGCAAGCUUUACUAAAGAAGAAAUGCAACAAGGGAAGCAUCAAGAGUUUGAGAAAAAACUACAAGAACAGUAUUUAGGGAACUCGACCUCCGAAAAAAAUAGCUUAAGUGUACCACCUUCUCAACCGGCCAGCUCAGGAAAUUCAGGUUCUAAUAAAAGAAAUGCUACAGGAGGUGGUAAAGAGAACCAUGCUCCCAAAAGUCAACCGGGCUCAUUAAAUUCUGAUUCCACUGGGGAGGCUUGGCCAACCUUAAAUGCUGCUUCAACCAAAGAAAAGAAGAAUAAGAAGUCUGAUAGAAGUAAUAGCUCGUGUAGUGAAGAACACAAUAACAACAAUAAUAAUAACAAUAAUAAUAACAAUAAUAAAAGAGGUGGAAAAGAGAGGGAAAGAUCUUGUACUACAGGAAGUCAUAGUAGCACUAGCAGUAAUAGUAGUAACAGCAGCAAUAGCAGCCACUCGAGUGGUAACUCGAGUAAUGGGCUUGGGGUGGAUAUAAUAAAUCACAGUGUGUCCCCUGCUGUGACGUCAUCCCCAUCUUCGGCGAAUGACAGUUGCUCAUCUUCUGCCUCGACGACCCCUCCUCCGUCAUACGAAACUCCUCUUAUCCCCCCUUCACCACCUCCCAGUUCGUCACCAGUAGCCUCUGCGCAGGAUGACAGUUCUCCGCUCCCAACUCCGCCUUCAUCCUUAUCGUCGUCUUCGGAGCCUUCGUCCAGUUUACCACUACCACAACAAUUUUCUCGUGCCGCAUCUCUCUUUUCGGAUAAUACACAGAGCUACUUCUCGUCUGUACCUAAUCUUCCACUACAGCGAAACUCUCCUCCUCUUCCUCCAUCAUCUCCUCAGCCACAACUUCAAAAUAGUCAAAAUACACAAAAUAAUUCGUCGGAUUGGGGCAGAAAAACGCCUGAAGUAUUUAAUAUGGAUAGUAUGUUCCCUGCCGAAAAUAACAGUACCUGGAACUGUAUAUUUGAUUUAGAAGAGAAGGCUCCUUCCAAAGCAUUUAUAGAUGAUGAUCUAGGUUUUGAUCCAUUUGAAGAAACGAACAAAGCGCUUGCAGAAGAUAUAAAAAUAGAACAAAAGCAACAGCAACUCAGACACCAGCAGUAUCACCAUCAACAAAACCACCACCACCACCACCACCAUUUACAGCAUCAGCAGCAGCAGCAACAGCAAGAACAGCUGAGAGCAGGCCUAAAAUCCGUGAUAGACUAUUGCAACCCAGGUAGCCAGUCGCGUGCCAGAUUACCUCCUCCUGGUUUCAAUGGUUUCAACUCGUACAAUGUGCCAAGACAAACUCAAGAGCCCAACAAGUUACCACCAUUCUUCAGUGGUCUAGCAGGAAAUCAAGGCUUGGGCUCUAAUCCUGCUGUACCUCCGCAAACUCUCAAUGGCAUGGUUAGCUCUAAUGGCUUAGGUGUACCACCUGGUUUAAGUGGUAAUCUUUUAGGUGGUGGAAAUACCAAUGGGUUGAGUAAUGGAGUUAUACCUGGAGGAUUGGGUGGCAACAGCCUUCCUCCCCACUUAUUACCUCCUGCCUCACUACUGGGUAUGGACACGACACCCCUCAGUGCCUCACAAUGUCCUCCUGGGUGUGUAGGACUUCCAAAGGGCGAUGCCUUCCUUUUGAAAGAUUUAGAAAAUGGCCUCCGCAGUAUAUUCCCAGCCAUAAGCUCAGUUAGUACCAUGAACACUUUGAAUACUGUAAACACGCUUAACACAUUGGCAUCUGGAGCUGCCAACAAUCCCAAUUCGCCAAAUAAUCCCCUUACAAACUUCCUUAAUAUGGCUCAUCACCAUCAGCAGCAGCAGCAGCAGCAGCAGCAACAACAACAGCAACAACAACAGCAGCAGCAGCAACAGCAACAACAACAACAACAGACAUUAUUGCACCAAUUAACUUUGAGUUCUCUAGCAAAUUCCCAGAAAGGUUGGAGCAUUAGUGGUGCCCCAGAUCUCACAGUUUUAGACCCAGCCAUCCUCUCCUCUGGUCAGUUAACAGACUCUCGGUCAGAUUCUCCACCACACUGGAUGAAGGUGGUUGAUCAGUUGGCAGAAGCUCCUCUAUGGAACAAUCUUUUACCAUUUAAUAUAAAUUCUGCUGGAAUGCCAACUGGGUUGGGUCCCCAUGCAGCCCCUACAGGUCCCCCGGCUCCCACACAGCGUUCCGUGGCACCUAUGUGGCCCCCAACCUCACCACCACCAGGCUUUAAUAGCAUCUCUCCACUACAUCACUCCAAGCAGCACGAACCACACAAGAUUGAGAAUCUCUAAUAGAAGUAUAUGGAGAAUUAUAUACCGUCUAAAUGAAGAAGAGAAUUUUAUUAUAUAAACUCCAGCCCCCUUGUCUACCUGUCAUAUACCCACUGAUGCAUCAUUAGAUAUGAAAGCGGUGAAGGAAAGUGAAGUUAUUGUGUUAAUGUACUGUAGUACGCCAUGAGUUAUAUAAAAAGAAAUAAAAAAUAAAUUUUCCUGUGCAAGCAUUUUUAAUAUUUAUACUGGAAAAAAUAUAGGUGAAUUAAAACUUUAUUAUUUCAAUAGAUCUUUGUAACUUCAAAGCUUCGUAAACUUUCCCUUUGCUGUUUUUGGCAGCCUAUUUAUCUUUGCAUGCAUUGAGAGUCCUAUUUUUUAUUACUCGUUAAGUUACGACUAGUAUUGCACUGGCAUAUGUCAUUUCCUUGCCAUCUUUUUAUUAGCUUUGUUUCUUACUAAAGAGUAGUCAGGCAUUUUUCAAAUUGUAACUUGUGUUAAAAUUGAAUUUAGCAUUACAUUUCCCUCAAGAGCGUCGAGAUCGAGAUCGGUCCAUCCCCAGGAAUUUCUCUCUCUCUCUCUCUCUCUCUCUCUCUCUGUGGACAAACUUCAAGGAGUUGAAAAAUGAAAUGAAGAGGUUUGGUGGCAAAGGGGACUUUUUUCCUUAGGUAGAAGAGUGCUGGAUACUAAGGGGUUACUCAAAUGUUUUGUUUUCAUUUGAUGGAAGUCUGGAUCAACAUAAUCUCACUUGUUUUGGAAGAGCAUUUUUUCCUUUUGUCUGUGUAUGUAGGAAUAUGAAAAAUUCUUUAGUGCAAUAUGGUUAUGUUUUCUUCUCUUUGGUGUUAUCUGCUGUACUCUUUGAUUUUUAUUGUAUGCAUCUUCAUUUGAAAUGGUGUAAAAAUGGUUUGACAAGAUAUUGAAAAGUUGACCUCUCUUUUUCUCAUAUAUAGACAAUAUAUAUAAAGUAUAUCUUGGCCCCUAGUACCCAGCAGUCUUUAUCAGUGUGGUAACCAUAAUAGAGAGAAUGCUAUUGCUGUUACCAAUUUGGCAAAGUCCAUCCUCCUUUCUCCUUCACUAAAAGUACUAGAUACCUAUCUACCAGUGAUUCCAUAUGCACUUCAGAAUGUUCAGUCAGACCCAACCUCUCUGGACAAUGUUUUCAGUUUUUUCUCUCCAUAUAAUGAUGUGGACGUGCUGCUCUCCCCCCAUAGGUCUAGAUCUUCACUACUAUCAAUACAAAAAUAUAUUCUAGCUCAUGAACAUAAACUGCUGUUUUGAAUAUUAUUAUUGUGAUGAUGGGAAUUCUGGGGAAUUUUUAUAUGAGUGAACGAGAUAUAAAGAAGUUGUCAAGAUUACAAAAAAGCGAGGUGAAGGCUGUUUACAAGAAACUACGGCAAGCGUGUGGUUGAAAAGUCUGGUUGAUCGCGAAGACCACCAGGUUUAACACCUAUUAUAUAUUGUGGAUAAAAAUAUAUUCUUGGACAACCUCCAACCAAACAUUCUAAUCUGAAAAUAAAUUUCAAAACAUUGA
Molecule: messenger RNA, 4759 nt
Organism: Macrobrachium nipponense
Lineage: Eukaryota; Metazoa; Arthropoda; Malacostraca; Decapoda; Palaemonidae
Product: alpha-protein kinase 1-like
Exons: 12
Coding region: 325-3252 (975 amino acids)
Biological process (GO): protein ubiquitination
Cellular component (GO): CCR4-NOT complex
Molecular function (GO): RNA binding; metal ion binding; ubiquitin-protein transferase activity
Source: RefSeq, a predicted model, not a curated record